AUAUUAUUUUUCAAAAAAAAUAAAAUUUUAAUCAAGGAAAAAUGGAAGGAGAUAAGCAAUUUGGCAAAGGAAGAGGAAGUAUUUUAUUAAAACUUCUAAAAGAAAAAGAAAAAGCUGAAAAUGAAGGAAUAUUACAGGGGAUAUCAUCUACAUUAAAUGCAAGUAAUAAUGCCAAAGAAUCAAAAAACCAAACAGAAUUUAAUAUUCAAUCUGUAAUUGAAAUUCCAUCAAGUUCUACAAUAGGACGUGGAAGAGCUAGUUUAUUGCAAGUAUUAAAAGAAAUGAAAUCUAGUGAAACAUUACAGCCUAAACCAAUACAAACAAUUAGUUCAGGUAGAGGAUCUUUGCUUAGUAGACUUAAAACAACUAGUUUAAAUGAAACAAUUCCUCAACAACCGAACAUUGUUAAAAAUUCUUCUGAUGAUGCAGGAGUAUUAGGUAAAUUAUCUGAUAUUACAAUACAAGAAAAUAAACCUAAAUCUGAAGCAUCACAUAAACCAAUGUCUCAUCAAGGAACUGAGGGGGAGCCAAUACAAUUGGGUGCUAACUAUAUUAACCUUAAGUUAGAUCCUGCAAAAGGACUAUUUAAUUAUGAAGUUAAAUUUAAUCCUGACAUUGAUUCAAGACCACUUCGUAGAAAACUUCUUAAUCAACAUGUACAAGCACUUGGACGAACAAAAGUAUUUGAUGGAGUAACACUUUAUCUACCACAAAAAUUAAAACAAGAUAUAAAUCUUUUUACAUCUAUACAUCCUAUGGAUGAGUCAAAAGUGGAAUUAAAAGUGAUAUAUAAAAAACAACAAAGUAUAUCUGAGAAUAUUCCAUUUUUUAAUGUAUUACUUGGUCGUGUUAUGCGAGCUCUCAGUUUAGUUCGCAUUGGUCAACAUAGUUUUAAUCCAAAAGGAAUACAUUCUGUACCACAACAUAAGUUAGAAGUAUGGCCAGGAUAUGUCACAGCUAUCAAUGAAUAUGAUGGAGGUUUAAAAUUAUGCAUAGACGCACGACAUCGUGUCAUGCGGACAGAAACAGUACGUGAUAUAAUGAUGAAGUUUGGAGGAAAACCAAAUUUUAAAGAUAUCAUUAUAAGAGAAUUAAUUGGAUUAUCAGUUUUUACAAGAUAUAAUAAUAAAACUUAUCGUAUUGAUGAUAUUGCAUGGGAUAAAAAUCCUACAUACGAAUUUGAUAAAGGAAGUGACAAAAUUUCUUUAAUAAAUUAUUAUAAAUUACAUUGGAAUUUAGAAAUAACAGAUAAAGGUCAACCACUUUUAGUACAUUGUGCCAAAAAUAAAUUAUCUACUGGUGAAACACAAGAACAAUUGAUAUUAUUGGUUCCUGAAUUGUGUUACUUAGCAAGUUUGAGCGACAGUAUUCGUUCAGAUUUUAGAGUAAUGAAAGAUCUUGAUUCAUUGACUAAAAUGUCUCCCAAUGCCCGAUGUGAUGUAUUCAGACAUUUUGUAGAACAAGUACGAAGUAAUAGUGUACCAAGAGAAAUAUUAUCUGAGUGGGGUUUAGAAUUGGAAUCUGAUAUAGCAGAAUUUACAGGUAGAGUUUUUGGACCUGAACAAAUACAAUUUGCUAAUGCAAAAUUUAUACCACCACCUGCAAAGCCUGCAGAAUGGAGUUCUGCAGUAUGUAGAAAUACUGUUUUACGAACUCCUAAUUUGAAUCAUUGGUGUGUUUUAUAUUGUCAAAAAGAUACAAGAUGUACACAAGAGUUUGUUGGUAUGUUAAAAAAUGUUGCAAAAGUUAUAGGUAUGAAUGUUAGAGAACCACAGAUGAUUUGUUUAAGAGAUGAUAGAAUUGAAACAUAUGUACAAGCAUUAAAGAAAAAUAUUGACCAAACAGUUAAUUUAAUGGUCAUUGUAUUUCCUACAAAUAGAACUGAUAGAUAUUCUGCAGUAAAAAGAGUGUGCUGUGUAGAAAUGCCUGUACCUUCUCAAGUAAUUAUGUCUAGAACUAUUUCUCGUGGUGAUAAAUUAAAGAGUAUAACAGAAAAAAUUGCUUUACAAAUUAAUUGUAAAUUAGGUGGAGCACUUUGGGCAUUAGCUAUACCUAUGGAUCAUUGUAUGAUAUGUGGAAUAGAUGUAUAUCAUUCAGGCGUUGGCCAAUCAAUGAAAGGUAGUGUAGCUGGUUUUGUAGCAAGCUUAGAUAAAUUAUUAACAUCUUGGCAUAGUAAAAUUUGCCUACAAGGUAAACAUCAAGAGUUAGUUGAUAUAUUGCAAAUAUGUUUAAUUUCAGCAAUAAAGGCUUACUAUAGACGAAAUAAACGUUAUCCAGAUCGUAUUAUUGUGUACCGAGAUGGAGUUGGUGAUGGACAAUUAGAUACAGUUGCUAAAUAUGAAGUAAAACAAUUAUUAGCAACAUUCAAAACUAUAGAAAUAAAUUAUCAACCAACAUUAACCGUAAUAGUAGUUCAGAAACGUAUUAAUACACGAUUAUUUGAAAUAUCUCCUACAGGACUAAAGAAUCCUCCACCAGGAACCAUUGUGGAUUCUCAUAUAACAAAACCAGCUCUCUAUGAUUUCUUUUUAGUUUCUCAGAAUAUACGUCAAGGUACAGUAUCACCUACUCACUACAUUGUCAUUUAUGACAAUAAAAAGAUGAAACCUGAUCAUAUACAACGAUUAACAUAUAAGCUCUGUCAUUUAUAUUAUAAUUGGCCUGGUACUAUAAAAGUACCUGCUCCUUGUCAAUAUGCACAUAAGCUUGUUUCUCUUGUUGGUCAAAAUAUACAACAAGAACCACAUUUAUCACUUGCAGACACAUUAUAUUAUUUGUGAGGUAUAUAUUACCUAUGACUGAAACAUUUUUCUAUUAAAUUGUUAAUUAAAACUAUACAAUACUCAAUACAAAUCAAAUAUAAUUUUGAUAUGAUAGAUCUCAUAUAUUUUCAUAU
Messenger RNA from Apis dorsata (giant honeybee), 2896 nucleotides. RefSeq names its product piwi-like protein Ago3 (gene AGO3). Gene Ontology annotation, molecular function: protein binding; piRNA binding. Lineage: Eukaryota; Metazoa; Arthropoda; Insecta; Hymenoptera; Apidae. Gene Ontology annotation, cellular component: P granule. Bases 42 to 2780 code for a protein of 912 amino acids. The record is from RefSeq and is a predicted model, not a curated record. Gene Ontology annotation, biological process: regulatory ncRNA-mediated gene silencing. The transcript is spliced from 12 exons.